Messenger RNA from Podarcis muralis (Common wall lizard), 591 nucleotides. Its product is annotated as FXYD domain-containing ion transport regulator 3-like. Gene Ontology annotation, biological process: regulation of sodium ion transmembrane transporter activity. Gene Ontology annotation, molecular function: sodium channel regulator activity. Gene Ontology annotation, cellular component: membrane. The record is from RefSeq and is a predicted model, not a curated record. NCBI's taxonomy places the organism in Eukaryota, Metazoa, Chordata, Lepidosauria, Squamata, Lacertidae.
AAGCCCAAUAAUUGUUGUUAGGACAAAAGGUGGUCAGAAGACUGACCAGCAAAAGAGAAAGGAGCUGUGAACACCUGUGUGGCAGGCAGAAAUCCAACAGAUGCAGCUGACUCCGUCAUUAUUCAAAACAGCAUACUUGUGGGGAAGCGGAGGAAGACCUGCAGCCCUCCAGCUCUGCUUAUCCCUACACACCAAUAUGAAACCCACCACUAUGGAGAUCCUGCUGCUUCUCUUGGCUGCAUUCCCUGUCCUGGGGGCCAAUGAUCCUACUGAUCCAAACAGCCCCUUUUAUUACGACUGGUACUCGCUGCGUGUUGGCGGUUUGAUCGUUGCUGGUGUACUCUGUUUUCUGGGAAUUGUUAUCCUGCUGAGUGGAAAGUGCAAAUGCAAACCUAAGAGGAAAAACAGUGUCCACACCAUGCAAAAGCUCCCACUUGCAGGAGAAACCAGUGAAUGCUGAGUGAAGAUAAUGACUGCUCCCACUAACAUACCAGCCAUACCUGAUUCCUCUCAAUUGAUGUAACACACUGGAUCUUUCAAUGUUUUUUUGGGCUCUCACACCUGUAUUAGGUUUUGUUUUGUUGGUUUUUU